AUGGUUGACGGCGUAUGGAAGCCUGUUCAAGCGGGUUCCAGGUUCUUGACUCCCACCGAAAGCCGCUAUGCUAUGAUAGAGCUGGAAGCUCUUGGUGCUUGCUGGGCCAUGAAGAAAUGUGAUAUGUUCCAUCGGGGCCUACCUCACUUCAAACUCGUCACCGAUCACCAACCCCUUAUUCCCAUUCUGAAUUCGAAGGGAUUGCUGAUGUCGAGAAUCCUCGCCUGCAACGUCUCAUUGAGGAAAAAAUGCUGCCUUAUACGUUUACUGCAGAAUGGAUUAAAGGCAAAGAUCACCUCGCUGCAUACGCACUCUCCCGUUUUCCCGUUGAUGAACCUUGUCUUGAAGAUGAACUAUGCGAGUUGCAUGCCGAAGCUGCUAUGAAUGUUCACUUUGUUGACAAGUCAACUACUGCUAGUCAGCUUCAGGAACUUUUCCACCAUCAACAAGCCGAUGAUACAUUCUUGAAAGUCGUACAUUACGUACAAAUUGGGUGGCCUAAAAUGCGAAAUAAAGUCGAAGAAGAAGCACGCCCCUUUUGGUCCAUUCGUCAUAACCUCUACAUGGCGUCUGUUGGAGAGAACUCUAUCUUACUUAUGAAUGGCAGAACUGUCAUCCCCACCCAACAACAAAAGAAAACAUUAAAUAACCUUCAUGAAGGACACCAAGGGAUUGAAAAAAACUCGCCGCCGUGCUCAAGAUUCUGUAUAUUGGCCUGGGAUGAACCAUGA
This is a messenger RNA of Paramuricea clavata, 731 nucleotides long. The record is from the annotation of a GenBank genome assembly. NCBI's taxonomy places the organism in Eukaryota, Metazoa, Cnidaria, Anthozoa, Malacalcyonacea, Plexauridae.